AUCUGAUCCUCCUCCAGCUCCGACCGGGCGGCUCCGCAUUUCCAGGGUCCAGUCCUCCACCCCAACGCAACACAGACGGGCAUCUCUCCUCCGUCAUUGUCCACUCCGCAUCUCCCUUCCCUGCCUGCCGGCUGCGCACUGCCGCCUCCUCGCUACUGGCUGCUGUUGCCUCUCUCUCUCUCUCGAUGCUCCGGCCACCACGCCAUGGCCGACUCUGGCGUGCAGUCCUCCGCCCCGGACGUCAAGGAUGAAGAACGCCUUGCCUCUUGCUUCAACUGCAAGCGCUCCAAGCUCAAGUGUGUCCGCCCCAACGGCAGCGGCACCUGCACGCGCUGCCACCAGCGCGGCGUCCACUGCACCGCCCCCGCCUACCAUGUCGGCCGCCACAAGGGCGUCAAGAACAAGCACACCGGCCUCGAGAAGGCCGUCCUGCAGAUAGAGCAGGCCCUCAAGCGCGCCGCCCGCGGCGGCGAGCAGAUCCAGGACCCCGAGCAGGCCAACGAGCUGCGGUACCUGCUCGACAAGAGCCGCGACUUCCUCCAUGCCGACGGGACCACCGCUGCUGCUCGCCAGUCCCCAAAGUCGUACGAUGCGCUCGCCGCUUCGCAGAGGACAUCGUCCACGCCCAGGACUGUCUCUUCUGACGAGGUCUCGCCUGCGCAGGCCAGCGUCCAUAGCGACGUCAAGGAGCAGAGUGUUGACGAGGAGCAGCUGAACCUCGACGAUGCGGAAAACCCUCUCCAGCUCCUGGCUCGGACCUCGGAGCUGCUCUCGACGAUCGCGCCGCGCUUACCUGGCUCUGCGCUCAGCUCUCUCCACACGCGCUUUGCGGGGCGAUCCGCUGGGGACGGCCAUCUCCAGACAUUCUUUGGUGGCUUCAAUGGGCGUCUGGAUGUUGGGGAUGACCUGGACCCUAUCGAGCUUGGCCUCGUGACGUUGGCUGAGGCCGAAGCCUUGUUUUCCUACUUCUUCGACAAGCUUGCCCACACACGCUGGGGAAUUGAUCCGGUAAUACACACAGUCGACUUUGUCAGGCGGCGAUCUGCCUAUCUCCUUACGUCCAUAGCUGCAGCUUCAGCCAUGUUUCUCCCGUCGAUGGAGGCGCUCUACAAGCGACUAUCAAACCACCGGCGGCAUCUUGCCGGACUCAUCAUGUCCCGGCGCUUCAAGUCUGUAGAAAUCAUCCUGGCCUUCAUGGUGAACGUCCCUUGGCUCUCUGCCGGCGAGCACUGGGCGGACGACGAGACGUCGACGUACAUGUCCAUGGCGCUCACAAUCGCCCUGGAUCUCUCCAUCAACAAGAUCAUCCUCCCCGUGACGGCAGAGCCGAACUCGCCGCGGGGCACAGUCGCCUCCUCGGAGUGCAUAUCGGCCAAGCGGGCGCUUGCCGUAGAUGGUUUCGCCCAUGUAGAUCCAAACUCGCUGAUGGGCCAGAGGUUACUACGUCGGCGAGAGAGAGUCUGGCUCUCCCUCUUUGUCCUGGAGCGAGGGGUCUGCCUUGCACGAGGUCGGCAAUAUGUCCUGCCAAUGUCGCCGCUUAUCGAGUCCUGUGAUCAGUGGCACCUGUCCGACCUCGCGGACCGGUGGGACGGCUCCAUCGUGUCCGUUGCUGUCUUGAGACGAGACUUGGCAAAUCUCAUCGCCAAGGUUCGAGGUAUUUGCGACAGCUAUGCGGAAGGGACCAUCCCGGAAUCGUCAAUAGUGGAUAAAUUGAAAUCCGAGAUCACCCAGUUCUUCGACAGGUGGUAUCACACCUGGCCCCUCCAAAUCGGCGAUCGAGAGCAACUGGCACUGCCGCCGUACGUCGAGAUCCUCGCAUCCCACACCCGGCUGUCCAUGUACAGCAGCGUCAUCAACCACACCAGCGCCCCGGCGUGCGCGCGGCACUACUUCCGCGCCGCGGGCCUCUCCUCGGCCCUGAACGUGCUGCGCGUCGCGGUCCAGGGCGAAGGCCAACUCCGCUCCAUGCCCAACAACACGGCCAUCAUGAUCUCCUUUGCCGCCUGCUUUGCGCUGCGCGUCAGCACGGUCGCCGACGGCCAGCAAGGAGGAGCAGCGGGGGCAGGGGGGGGAGGCGCCAGCGCGCUGGCGCCCAGUAUCCGGACCCUGAUCCUCGAGACGGUCGAGGUGCUCGACAGGAUAGGAUCAACCCCGGUACAGCGCAAGGGCUUGUCGUGCCUGUUUGCAGGACAGCUGAGGCAGAUCCUGAAGCUGGCGGCCUCCGGGUCGGCGUCGUCGUCGUCGUCAUUGGCACCGACGAAUGCGAAGCGGUUGCCAGCGCCGCCGUCCGUGAUGAGCGAUGGUCAACACCACCACCAGCAGCGCCGGCAGACCAUUGAUGCCGCUGCUGCUGCCAGUCAUGGCGGCGGUAGCAACGGCAGCCUUGAGUACGCCGGUCGUGCUGCUGACAACUCUGGCGGUUCGUUUGCGGACUACAACAAUAACAAUGGCAACGGCAAUACCGGGUCGAGAUCAAUGAGCAUGUCAAACGGGUCGUCGUCAGCUCAGAGGCACCAAUACUCAACAACAAACCAGCAGCAGCAACAACGACAACAACAGCAACUAUCGCCGCACCAACAACAUGCGAGCCACAUCCAACAACACCACCACCAGCAGCAAAUAGGACACCUCGACCACAACUCCUCCACCACCAAUAACAACAAUAAUAAAACCAACGGCCCCAUCACGCCUACAGCAGGGGGAGGAGGCAUGCUCCCCCCACCACAACCCUCUUCCUCCUCGACCUCCUCUCAACAUCAUCAUCAACACCUGCAACACCCGCAAAACCAGCAGCACCAGCACCAGCAUCAGCAGUCAGACUACAUGCUCUUCUCGACCAUGUCCACCCUGGACCAGCUCGACGACGCCAUCAUCAACAACGUCGACAUCUCGGGCGCGCUGCUCGGCGUCGGCGCCGACGGCAGCGCCUGGGACGACCUGCAGUUCCACGGGAGCGGGACGGACCUCGACUGGAUGGACUGGUCGACUUUUGCGCCUGCGUAAGAAAAAACCCGCGAAAGGGGGGGAAGGAAAGGAAAGGAAAGGAAAGG
Messenger RNA from Microdochium trichocladiopsis, 3050 nucleotides. RefSeq lists its product as uncharacterized. The coding region runs from base 205 to 3003 and encodes 932 amino acids. Gene Ontology annotation, cellular component: nucleus. The record is from RefSeq and is a predicted model, not a curated record. The transcript is spliced from 6 exons. Gene Ontology annotation, molecular function: transcription cis-regulatory region binding; DNA-binding transcription factor activity, RNA polymerase II-specific; zinc ion binding. Lineage: Eukaryota; Fungi; Ascomycota; Sordariomycetes; Xylariales; Microdochiaceae. Gene Ontology annotation, biological process: regulation of DNA-templated transcription.